Messenger RNA from Dalotia coriaria, 3709 nucleotides. RefSeq names its product RNA polymerase-associated protein CTR9 homolog. Gene Ontology annotation, cellular component: Cdc73/Paf1 complex. Lineage: Eukaryota; Metazoa; Arthropoda; Insecta; Coleoptera; Staphylinidae. The record is from RefSeq and is a predicted model, not a curated record. Gene Ontology annotation, molecular function: RNA polymerase II complex binding. Gene Ontology annotation, biological process: transcription elongation by RNA polymerase II; regulation of DNA-templated transcription.
UUGACAUUUCGCAUUCGGUUUGGCUUGUUUGUGGCACUGGUGGCAACCUCUCAUUUUGUGCGUCGAUUUAUAUAAACAAUCAAGGAAUAAAUUCAGUGGUAAUGUAAUCCGAAAACACACAUCUUCAUCAAAAUGUCCGGCUCAAUUGAAAUCCCCUUGCGGGAUACUGAUGAGGUGAUUGAGUUAUGUCUGGACCAGCUACCGGACGGCGAGGAAGUAUGGAGUAUAUUACGACAAGAACACUCGCCUUUAAGUCUCUGGGUGAAUCUUGCAUUGGAAUACUACAAACAAAACAAGAUAGAAGAUUUUAUAAAGAUCUUGGAGUUUUCAAGAGUUGAUGCCAAUGUUGUUUACAAGGACUAUGAAAAAGAUCAGAUGCGAGCACUUGAUAUGCUUGCUGCAUAUUAUGUGCAGGAAGCAAAUCGAGAGAAGAAUAAGGAUAGGAAAAGGGAACUUUUUACCAAGGCUACACUUUUAUACACCACUGCUGAUAAGAUUAUUAUGUAUGACCAGAAUCAUUUACUGGGUAGAGCAUACUUCUGUCUGCUUGAAGGUGACAAAAUGGACCAGGCUGAUGCCCAAUUCAACUUUGUAUUGAACCAGAGUCCAAAUAACAUCCCAUCUCUCCUUGGUAAAGCCUGCAUUGCCUACAAUAAAAAAGACUACCGCGGCGCGCUUGCUUUCUACAAGAAAGCCCUGCGCACGAAUCCAAAUUGCCCCGCAGCAGUACGCCUCGGCAUGGGUCACUGUUUCAUGAAGCUCAACAAUCAAGAAAAAGCUCGCCUGGCCUUCGAACGUGCUCUGCAACUAGAUCCACAAUGCGUUGGGGCACUGGUAGGUCUCGCCAUUCUGAAAUUGAAUCUUCAACAACCAGAAAGCAUCCGAACCGGCGUCAACAUGCUUUCCAAAGCAUACACAAUCGACAGUUCUAAUCCAAUGGUCCUAAAUCAUCUCGCCAAUCACUUCUUCUUCAAGAAGGAUUAUCAACGCGUGCAACAUUUAGCUCUGCAUGCUUUCCACAACACUGAAAACGAAGCAAUGCGCGCGGAAAGUUGUUAUCAGCUCGCAAGAGCUUUCCACGUUCAGAACGACUAUGAUCAAGCCUUCCAAUACUAUUAUCAAGCCACUCAAUUUGCGCCGGUGCAGUUUGUCUUGCCCCAUUUCGGUUUAGGUCAGAUGUAUAUCUACAGAGGAGAUGCAGAGAAUGCGGCGCAAUGUUUCGAAAAGGUUCUCAAAGCGCAACCCGGGAAUUAUGAAACAAUGAAAAUUCUGGGUUCACUUUACGCGACUUCAACAUCUCAAUCGAAACGCGAUAUCGCCAGGAGUCAUCUGAAGAAAGUCACUGAACAGUUCCCCGAUGAUAUUGAAGCAUGGAUUGAACUCGCUCAAAUAUUGGAACAAUCCGAUCUUCAAGGUUCUCUCAGCGCUUAUGGUACAGCUAUAAAGAUCUUAAAGAAAGACGUGCAAGCAGAAAUCCCUACGGAAAUUCUGAAUAACGUUGGAGCUCUACAUUACCGACUUGGGAACAUGCCGGAAGCUCAUAGGCAUCUAGAAGAAGCUCUUCAACGUGCCCGAGCUGAAGCCGAGCACGAUCCACAAUAUUACAACUCAAUUUCGGUUACAACAACGUAUAACUUGGCUAGAUUGAAUGAGGCGGUUUGUCUCUUUGAUAAAUCCGAAAAGUUGUACAAGGAUAUUAUCAAGGAACAUCCUAAUUAUGUGGAUUGUUACUUAAGGCUUGGUUGUAUGGCUAGGGAUAAAGGUCAGAUCUACGAAGCUUCGGAUUGGUUCAAGGAAGCUUUGAAGAUCAACACGGAACAUCCAGAUGCUUGGUCACUACUGGGCAAUCUCCAUCUGGCGAAAAACGAAUGGGGACCCGGGCAGAAAAAGUUCGAACGUGUUUUGAAGAAUCCAGCAACCUCACAAGAUUCUUAUUCACUUAUUGCUUUGGGUAAUGUUUGGUUACAGACACUGCAUCAAUCAAGUAAGGAUAAAGAACGUGAGAAGCGACAUCAAGAACGAGCACUUUCCAUGUUUAAACAAGUCCUAAAGUUGGAUCCGAAAAAUAUUUGGGCAGCAAAUGGUGUUGGCGCUGUUUUGGCACACAAAGGUACCGUGAAUGAAGCUAGGGAUAUUUUCGCGCAGGUGAGGGAAGCGACAGCCGACUUUUGCGAUGUCUGGUUGAACAUUGCACACAUCUACGUGGAGCAGAAGCAGUUUGUCAGCGCUAUCCAGAUGUACGAUAAUUGUCUCCGGAAGUUUUUUAAGUAUAACAAUGUGGAGGUGAUGCAAUAUCUUGCUAGAGCGUAUUUUAAAGCUAACAAGAUGAAGGAGGCUAAAAUGGUGUUGUUGAGAGCACGACGGGUUGCUCCCCAUGAUACUGUUUUGCUUUACAACAUUGCUUUGGUUUUACAACGCCUGGCAACGCAGAUAUUAAAGGAUGAGAAGUCCACUUUGACGACCGUUCUUCAAGCUGUGCAUGAAUUGGGAUUAUCACAUAAAUAUUUUACUUAUUUAUCCGAACAUGGCGAUAGAAUGCGAUAUGAUGUUACGCUAGCUGGAUUGGAAGCCAGGCAGUGUCAAGAUUUGUUAUCUCAGGCACAAUACCACGUCGCUCGGGCGAGGAGAGUCGAUGAAGAGGAACGACAACUGCGUAAGAAGCAAGCGGAUGAGAGGGUUGCAUUCAAACAACGCCAGUUGGACGAACAACGCAGGAUGGUCGAAGAAAAACGUGUCACUGAAGAGCAAAUGCUACAAAAACGACAGGAAUAUAAAGAAAAGACUAAGAAUGCAUUGGUUUUCAAUGAUAUGCCAUCAGAGAAGCCUUCAAAGAGCAAAGGUCGCAGCAGGAAGGAUCAAUAUGUGAGUGACUCUGGUUCAGAUGUAGAAAACCGCGGAGAUCGCGAAGCCAGACCACAGAAGAAACGAAAGAGAAGCGCUGAUAAAAAGAGCGGCGGUGGACGCAGGAGAAACAAAGGCCGAUCAGAUUCAGACUCGGAUAGACCCAAAGGUAAAAAGAAGAAAGGGCGAGAUAGUAAGGACGAUGGACUUAGUGCCAAACAGAAAAGUAGAAUCGUCUCCAAGGCGACGAUUUCCACUAGCGAGGAUGAUAGCGACGACAAUAAACUCAAAAUUGCCAGCGGAGAUGAAAGCGGUGGCAGUGGCGGUGAAGGUGGUGGGGGUAAAAGACGCCGGCGGAUUUCAUCUGGCUCCAGCCGGUCCAGAUCUAGCUCGAGGAGCAAGAGCAGGAGUCGAUCAAGAUCGAAAUCUCGAUCUAAAAGUCGAUCUCGCUCUAAAUCUGGUAGUCGUUCACGUAGCAGGUCUAGGUCCCGAUCCAGGUCACGUUCAAGAUCUAAAUCUGGAAGCAGAUCACGCUCGAGAUCUAGAUCUAAGUCUCGUUCCAGGUCUGGAUCAAGAUCACGCUCCAGAUCCAAGUCUGGUAGUCGUUCGAGGAGUAGAUCCAAAAGUGGAUCACGAAGUCGCUCUGGUUCAAGAGCUAGAUCUAAAUCUAGAUCCCGCUCAAGGUCACGAUCACGGUCAAAGUCUGAAUAGACUGUUUUAAGUUAAUUACUAUGAUGUUAUUUCAUUUACUUUCUUGUAUGUAUAUUUUUUUUAGAAAAGGAACACAAUUCAAAACUUGUACGUGUUUAAAGAUACAUAGAAUAGUUUAAGUACUGUAUCUCUUAUCGAUUAAAAGUUGUCAACCGAG